This is a messenger RNA of Ochotona curzoniae (black-lipped pika), 904 nucleotides long. RefSeq names its product transmembrane ascorbate-dependent reductase CYB561. Gene Ontology annotation, cellular component: lysosomal membrane. Gene Ontology annotation, molecular function: oxidoreductase activity. The coding region runs from base 6 to 755 and encodes 249 amino acids. The transcript has 5 exons. The record is from RefSeq and is a predicted model, not a curated record. NCBI's taxonomy places the organism in Eukaryota, Metazoa, Chordata, Mammalia, Lagomorpha, Ochotonidae.
UCAGCAUGGAGAGCGCGUCAUCCGCUCCAGGAGCACUGCCCUACUACGUGGCUCUCUCACAGCUGCUGGGCCUGAGCGUGGUGGCCAUGACUGGUGCGUGGCUGGGCGUGUACCGAGGCGGCAUUGCCUGGGAGAGCGCCCUGCAGUUCAACGUGCACCCCCUGUGCAUGGUCAUAGGCCUCAUCUUCCUGCAGGGAGAUGCCCUGCUGGUCUACCGCGUCUUCAGGAAGGAGCCCAAACGCACCACCAAGAUCGUGCACGGGCUGCUGCAUGUCUUUGCGUUCGUCAUCGCGCUGGUGGGCUUGGUGGCCGUGUUUGACUACCACAAGAAGAAGGGCUACCAGGACCUGUACAGCCUGCACAGCUGGUGCGGCCUCCUCGUCUUCAUCCUUUACCUGGUGCAGUGGCUCGUGGGCUUCGGCUUCUUCUUGUUCCCGGGAGCUUCGUUUUCCCUGCGGAGCCGCUACCGCCCCCAGCACGUCUUCCUGGGCGCCGCCAUCUUCCUCCUGUCCGUGGGCACCGCCCUGCUGGGCCUGAAGGAGGCGCUGCUGUUCGAGCUCGGGACCCGGUACAGCGCCUUCGUGCCCGAGGGCGUCCUGGCCAACGCGCUGGGCCUGCUGCUGGCCGGCUUCGCCGCCGUCGUGCUCUACAUCCUGACGCGCGCCGCCUGGCAGCGGCCGGCCCGGGCUGAGGAGCAGGCGCUGUCCAUGGACUUCAAGACGCUGACGGAGGGCGACAGCCCCGGCUCCCAGUGAUGCCUCGCUCCUUUCUGGGGCUCGCUUCCUCUGCUUUGCUCCCCGCAGGCCGGCCGCGCCCAUCUCGGGCACUGGGUCCAUCCCGGGCACUGGGUCCAUCCCUGGCCCUGGGCCCACGGCGAGGUUGGGUCCCCGCAGCUGCACCCCAG